Molecule: messenger RNA, 878 nt
Organism: Octopus sinensis (East Asian common octopus)
Lineage: Eukaryota; Metazoa; Mollusca; Cephalopoda; Octopoda; Octopodidae
Product: ankyrin repeat domain-containing protein 1-like
Exons: 7
Coding region: 44-502 (152 amino acids)
Biological process (GO): positive regulation of transcription by RNA polymerase II
Cellular component (GO): nucleus
Molecular function (GO): protein binding; transcription cis-regulatory region binding
Source: RefSeq, a predicted model, not a curated record
AGAAAGAGAGAGAGAGAGAGAAAAUGGAAUUUCUCUAUUUCACAUGUCCUCACUUUCUUCAUUACAGAUUAAUAAACCUAUUAAUGAAUAUGGAACAACUCCUUUAAUGUUGGCCUGUUAUAAGGGCGCCGAUAGAAGAAUCAUCGAAAUAUUGAUAGCAGCAGGAGGAAAAGUGGGAGUAAAAGACCAAUGGGGUAAUACAGCUUUACAUAUGGCUGUGUUUGGUGAUCGACCUCAUUCUGUGGAGAUCUUACUAUCUCGGGGUUGUGACGUUAAUCCUCGAGAUGAAGAUGGUCGUACACCGCUGCACGUGGCCUGUUCGCGGGGACACUUGCACACUGUCGAGCUGUUGUUGGGUCACAAUGGCAUCGAUGCCAAUGUUGUGAACAACAAAGGUGACACACCACUGCAUAAGGCAGUUCGGAAGCGAAAAUAUAAAGUGGUGUGUGCGAUGCUGAAGCAGGGUUCAGUUCAGUUCGAUAUUCCGAACAUCAGAGAAUGACACCAUUGCUUGAAGCCGUUUCCCGGGGUCACCUGGGAAUUACACACCUGUUAAUAGCCCUGGGUGCAAGCAUAAAUGCUGUUGAUGGUGAAGGUAACAGCUGUUUGCACCUAGCCAUAGCAACAGAAAAGUUUAAUUCCGAGGGUGCACCCUUGGAUUUACUAAACGAAUGCUGCACUGCCCUUAACCUGAAAAAGAAGGAAAUGCUCUCUGGUGUAGUGGUUGCGAGAUAUCUCGCCAGUCAGGGAGCGGACUUUCACCAUAAAAACAACAACAAUAACACACCAUUGGACCUCAUUAAGGACCCAAAUUUGAGAAAAAAAUUAGAGCAUGUUUACCACCACAAUGUGUGUUUUGUGAAGACGAAGUGGCCACA